AUGGCCAAAAAGAACAACAAGGCUAAUAACAAACAAAAGAAUAAGAAGGGCAAGAGUCAAGAGGCCUCUGGGACCCAGACACCUCAGCCCGAGCCUGCCGCUCUUUCAGAACAUCAGCAAGUACAGCACGACACACAGCCAGAACAACAACAAGAGCAGCAGCAGUACAAGCAAGAACAACCGCAAGUCGAAGCUGCCAUCGAAUCGCAACCAGCAGCGGCAGAAACCAUUUCUGAAACAAUAGCAGAUCCUGCAUUGGAACCAGAGUCGGUGCCACCCCAAGAAUCGGAACUGGAGCAACCACCAGCUGUUGUCGAGCAACACUCGACUAUUCCUGAAACCCAGGCUCAAGCUCAGCCCCCGGUGAGUGACGAGGGCUGGUCUGCUCAGCCAGCCAAUUCGGAGCUUGCUCCUAGCCAAGAGCCAGACGUGAACCAUGUACAGAACAGCCCCGAACAACCACAAGAGCCAGCCUGGGAGGCAGUAGGCUCGCCGGAAACCCCUGUGAUAGAGGCCGAAGGGACUCAGGAGGAAAAUCAAUUUCUGGUUGAGCCCAGUGGCACUGCAGCGGCCACGGAGGAGAACCCAGUGACAGCACCACAAACACCGCUUGAGCCCACGUUCGUCCCAACAUCUGCAGAGCCCUUGGAGUCUCCUGCGCAAACAGAGGAUCAGUUAGUGGCAGCUCCUGCCUACGCUGACGCCGCGGAUUCUGUUGGCGACUUGCACAACCCUGUCAUGUCUGAGUCCUUUUCCGAAGCAGAGCUCGCUCAGCCCAUUCCUGAAUCCGAUUCGCUCCCCAAGCAAACAACUCCACCCACUUCUAAGCCUGCGUCUCCUAUUCCUCAAGCAGCUUCACCGAUUCCUCCCGCUGCAUCUCCAUCCUUCAAAUCCGUUUCGCCUGCUCCGCAGAGUGCUGCUGCGACACCACGUGCUCUUUCGCCCGUCCCGCAAUCGGCUCCGCCUGUACAACAGUAUACCUCACUGAUGGCUGAAACUAUGAUGCCAGAAGAGGAGCCUGCUGUUCUGGCGCAGCAGGAUGCGUUUCCUACACCGCCAGCUGAGUCCCCAGUAUUUCAGCCAACCUCACCCAUGGCGCAACCGACGUCCCCAGAUCAGAGAACCGCCUCUCCUGUGGCGAAAACAAUCUCUCCUGUCCAGAAACAUAUUUCUCCUGUCGCCAAACCCGCGUCUCCAGUUCCGAAAGUCAGCAGUCCACUAGCACGGGGGCACAUGUCGCCCGUAAUGUCUCCUCAGUCGGCCCCGCCGCCAAUGGGGCAAAGAGUGCCCUUGCAGGCUAUGCCACCCUAUCCUCCAUCCUAUCAUUCGCCUAUGAUGAGCGCCAAUGGGUACUUGCCCCAGUAUGCCUACUAUCAGCCAUCUCCUAACGUCCACCCCACACCUCGAGGCUCCAUAGAUCCAGGCUCAGCAGCAUCUUUCCAGAUGUUGCGCGACCUGGGCUUUGCCAAUGGACAUGGUCUCAAUGGGAAGGGAGGCACAAUCUCUCCUCCUGAACAUGAGGAGCCUAUCGAGCUUCUUCAAAGAAUUCAGGACGCUAUUCCUGACAUCGGCCGACUGCUCUCGAGUUACAAGAAUACCAAGGGCAAGCUCCAGGCACGGGAGGCUGAGUUCAAGCAGAUGGAGAGUCAGCAUGAGCAGGCUUUGAUGCACAAGGAUUUCUACAUCGAGGCACUCCAGAAUCAGAUGCGGAAAACAGCGAACGAGAGUGCCGAGGAAUCCACCAGGCUCAAGAACACGAUCAACGAGCUGCGGAUGGAGCUGGGCAACCUUGAUGAGAAGCAGAAGGAUCUUGAAGAGAAAUUGCUUGAGUUUGAAAACUCCAACAAGGAGCUCACCCAAUCCAAAGCCGAGCUUGAGGAUAAGGUUGAGUCGCUCGAUAGCAGCCUGAAAGAGGCGUACGAGACCUAUGAGCGAGACAUGGACAAAGCCAAAGAGGAAAAGGCGGAGGCUCUUGCAACCCAGAAGCAAGAGUUGACCGAGCUUUUCGAAGAGAUUAAAGCGGAGGAUGAGAAAGCAGCAGCAGAAGCCCUGGCAGCACGCGAGCGAGAAUUACUUGACCAGCAAGAUGCGAUGAAGAAUGAAUACGAGAACCAGAAGCAGCAGAUGCAGGAAGCACAUGACACCCUGCAGGCCGACUUCGACUCCAAGGUGACUGAGCUGGCCUCCACCAAAGAGGAGCUGGAGACGAGGACUACCGAACUUGCCGACAAACAGAAGGAAUUGGAGGACACCUGUGAAAGACAUGCUCAGGAGCUGGAUGCAGCCCACCAAGCGCACGCUAGCGAAGUCGAGUCUCUUAACAACAGUCAUGCAGAAGAAGUGGCUGAGAUGAAGAAGGACUUUGCCGAUCAGCAGCAGCAAUGGGCGGACGAGAAGUCUUCUCUCGAGCAGCAAGUCGCAGAGAAGACCGAGACCAUCGAGAACCUCGAGCGUGAGAACAAGAAACUCGAGGAGGAUGUUGCUGUCAAGGAGAAGCAGCUUCAACACGCGGUGGAGAAUAUGCGCCUCACAAUCGACAACUUGGACAAAGAUUGCGAUAGGUUGAGAAAGACCCUACACAGCCUUGGAGAAGCAACUGACCUCAAGAGCACGAAGGGUGAUUCUUUCUUUUUGGACUGCUUCGGCCAACUCUCUCGUCUUAUUGUCUCCCUGUCUAAGGAGCACUUCUCGUACCUCCCAAUUGAUCCUCCCAAGGACAUCCUCUCCAAGCUUCCACCUGAGCUGCCAUCGUUCCUUGAUAACACUUCGGCCUCGCGUGAACUACGCUCCGCUUAUGUCCAACAUGUCGUGUCUAAGACAUUGACUUAUCGGAUCUUCCACCCUUUCCUCUUUACCCUUGGCCGACGGUACGAUAAGGCGGACACUUUCUUCCAGAUGCUUUCGAUGGACAUCCGACGCAAAUCCGUGCGACGCGAAGCGUUCUGGAGACAGCAAACACUGAAGGCAGCUUACACUACAUCGGAUGCCAAGCAAUCAAUCAAUGUGGUUGCUGCGGUCAUUGUUGAUGAGAUCAUUGAUCAGCUUAAGCACUUUGCAGACCCCCGGAAUUUGGACGUGCUUCUAGUUGGCGUAAGGAAGAUCGUUAAGUUAGCAGCCGAAACUUGGCGACUGGCUCGGGUUGAGCGAGAGCUCAUUUUGGCUUCACUGCCAGCGCCGGACGCCGAUAUCGUCCCCAACGACGAUUGGGCGGAAUAUGGGACUCCCAAGGAAGGUACUCUUAGCUCCAAGGAGGACCCAACACGUCAUGUCAUCCUCAGAACCUUUCCCCGAAUCACUCGCGAAGCAGCUCAUGAGGACUUUAUCGGAGAAGAGGAGAAGUCUCAACCUUGCACCUACUCGCAGGGUUGCGUCCUCUACUCCGAUUCUCCCGUGGUAAUGGCCCGGCUGCAAGAGCUGGCAAAGAAGUCCACGGACGCCUUGGCUAGUGGGGAUGAAUCUUCCCGCCGUGGCUCGCGUGAAUCGAUCCACCGUGAUGGGGAUGUCCCUUCAUCCAAAAAGAGCAAGGGAAGCAGGGAUGAGAUGAAUGGCGCACCCGUGGACAUUACAGUAUGA
Messenger RNA from Aspergillus brunneoviolaceus CBS 621.78, 3573 nucleotides. RefSeq lists its product as uncharacterized. The record is from RefSeq and is a predicted model, not a curated record. The coding region runs from base 1 to 3573 and encodes 1190 amino acids. The transcript is spliced from 3 exons. Lineage: Eukaryota; Fungi; Ascomycota; Eurotiomycetes; Eurotiales; Aspergillaceae.